UCUUCUGAUAUUCUAGCUUUUUGGGAGAAAAAUUGAGCUCCUCGAACCAAACCCCAUCCCCAACUCAUACUUCAAACUAUGGCAACAGAACAGCCGACCGAGAAUGGCAGCGCCAAAGCCCCCACUGUUGCUGAGGCCUCUGCAGCGAGAUCUCCCUCUCAGCGCACUACUCCCAAGAAGCCAAAAGUUUCACGUCUUGUUCUCUGCUUCGAUGGUACAGGAAACAAGUUCACUGGUGAUGCCUCGGACACCAAUAUCGUGAAGAUAUAUCAACUGCUUGCCAGGGGCACCAAAGGUCAAUUUCACUACUACCAACGUAAGUUCCUUUCUCCCCAAGGGAAGGAUCCCUCCUAAGAGUCGAACACGUCUAACCCUAAAAAGCCGGUAUCGGGACCUACGUUACGGGGACAAAUAGCUUCACCCCGAAAAUAUGGAGCACAUUCACAGACUACAUCACGCAAACACUAGACGAAGCUCUAGGAAUAUCCUUCGCAGACCACGUAGUCUCAGGCUACAAGUUCAUAAUGCGUUACUACACCCCAGGUGACGAUAUCUAUAUCCUUGGCUUCUCACGGGGCGCCUACACAGCGCGAUUCCUGGCACAGAUGGUGCAAUCCAUCGGCCUCCUGUCCAGGGGUAACGAGGAAAUGAUAAACUUCGCCUGGGACACAUACGCAAAGUAUGAGCGGCGGCGUGAGGACCGUGACCCCAAAGCUGAAAGCUUCAUGGAGAAUUUCCGCGACACCUUCUGUCGGAAAGAUGUGACAAUCCGCUUUUUAGGACUCUUCGACUCCGUGAACUCAGUUGGUAGCUUCGAAAUUCCCGGACUGCGUCGUAGCUUCGACAACAUCUCCAUCCCGCCGGCGAUUCACGUACGCCAUGCUGUCUCCAUAGACGAGCGGCGGGCAAAGUUCAAGCCAGCGCUCUUCGACGAUAAGCGUGGGCACGACAUCAAGGAGGUCUGGUUUCCGGGGAACCACGGUGACGUUGGCGGCGGGUGGGUACCGGACAGCAACGGGCAUCUGCUGAGCGACAUACCCUUGGCCUGGAUGAUAAACGAAAUGAAGAAUCUGCCGAACGUGGAGAAACCCCUCGCCUGGCUCGAAGAGGCAGGGAAUAUCCCCCACCACGACCCAGUGCAGAGCCCGCACGUCGCGCGUACUGCCGUAUUGGGAAAGAUACACGACGCACUGGCAUUCGCAAAGGGCUUUACCUUUACCAACGUUUUUGGCUGGUGGCUGAUAGGUCUCCUUCUCCUCCCACCCCCUUACGCCAAACCGUAAAACCGUAUUAACCUGUGACAACAGAAUGGAUACCCAUAUUCUCCCGUCGCGAGCUUGAGGAUGACAAGUGGGUCUCCCGGCGCAUCCCGCCCAACGGCGGCGAGUCGAGGGACCUGCCGUCUGGCGCGACUAUACACGCUAGCGCGCACGUGCGCGAACUCGAGGACCCGAAGUACCGUCCCAAGAAUACCAACUACAGGUCGGCCAUCGGGCCGGGACAACAGGCCCCACGCAAGAAGGAGAGUAGUUGGCGGACUUGGCAGAAUGAUCUUGUCGGGAAGCAGUGGAAUAGCGUGGGAGUGCACGAACGGGAGCCGUUGUUGAAUGGGGGUGGGAAUAGUGCCACUGCUUAAUUUGGGGAAGUUUCCGGGAGUGUGGGUGGGGGGGGAAGUAAAGGCUUGAUUUUAUUGGUUUUUUUAUUUGUCAACUAUAGUGAUGUAAAUCGAGAGAGUUAUGAUAGCUUACUACAAUAUCAUAUGAGGAUCACAAAAAGUCACUCGCUAUGCUAAUUAAGUCUUUC
This is a messenger RNA of Tuber aestivum (summer truffle), 1803 nucleotides long. The record is from the annotation of a GenBank genome assembly. Lineage: Eukaryota; Fungi; Ascomycota; Pezizomycetes; Pezizales; Tuberaceae.